Pieris macdunnoughi is the source of this 552-nucleotide messenger RNA. NCBI's taxonomy places the organism in Eukaryota, Metazoa, Arthropoda, Insecta, Lepidoptera, Pieridae. The record is from the annotation of a GenBank genome assembly.
AUGUUUAAAGAACAAAUGUCGAAAAAAGAAUUAGAAACAAAAGCAAAGGAGGAAAAAAAGAAGAAAAAGGAAGAAACUAAACUACAAAAGGAAAAGGAAAAGAUAGAGAAAACAAAAAGGAAUGUAAACAAAAACUCUCAAGCUGUUUCAACAAAUGCGUGCAAGGUAUGCUGUAAGUCGACUAAGACAUCAAAUCGGGUGGUAUGUGAUAUGUGUUCGGCGAUAUUCCACUUAAAAUGUAUACCAGCUAAGCAUCAACAGCAUGUCCCCGAAGAUUUAAGAAUUGAUCUUUUUAUAUGCCAUGUUUGCUAUAAAGAAGAUAAUAAUGACGACACUCUUGAUCUAAGCUCUGAAAGGAAUAGCGAAGAUAGUGGUGAUGAUACACAAAAAUUAUAUGAUAUGAUUGUCGAACAUAAGAAUUUUUUUUUAUUAAGUCUGCUUGAGAAGGCAUUGUUUUAUUUUGAAGUAAUUUUUAUAAUUUCAUUUUAUUUUAUGUUUAAAGCUUUAAAUACACAUAUAGAAGUAUACCUAAGAGUUGGUAAGACUGAAUAA